UAUGGAUAAACCCUGUUAUUUCAUGCAGUUAAGCAUAUUGUUUGGGGCAAGAACUAUAACUCUAGUAAUGUUAAUUCAAGGGCAAUAACUCUACACUUCCUGGUCUUGGAGCGUGCGCGUUAAGCUCUUCCUUUUAUAUUCAACUGUUCCCUGAGUCGGUCACAAAAAAAUCAACUAGAGAAAUAGUCAAGUUUUAUCGUUUUAAUCGGCGAGUUUUAUUACUUUAUACCGGCAUAUUAUUACAAUAUCAUGCUGAGGGUAAGGAACCAAAGGGCAUCUAAGGCGAGAAGCCCAUACGCAUCCGUGCCAAAUGGAACAAAUACAGUUGCCUCGAGUAGUGUAUUGGCACGAGGUCGUCGCGGAAAUCGUCGAGGAGGUCAAGUGAGACAGCCCGUUCCUCCGACACAAGCGACUCCUCCAACACCUGCGGCUCCGACGACACCAGCGACACAGGCGUCAACUGAAGCAGGCCAGGGAAUGUCACGGAGCGGGAUGAUUCCUCACAACAUGCCGCCCAUAGUUAACCCCACCCCUGACGCACCAAGUGCGUUGUCGUCACAUGUUCCCAUGAAUCAAGUGGUCAAGAUUCCGACAGUUGGCUCCUACAGCAGACAAUUUUCCGUGUCAAAUUCCUGCUCCAUUUUGGGAGAUUAUUCAUCAACUAUAGAUCAACUGUUAGAAGCCAGUAUAUCUGAAAACUCAAAUUCAGUUUGGAUCAUUGGCUCAUCUAUUAUUCAUUGGGCACAGAAAUAUGCAGAGACCACAAAUCAGUUAAACCUUGGAUUAAACCACUUUACCAUUAAUUGGAAUGGUAGAAGGGGAAUGGUUUGGGAGUACUUGUAUACAAGUGUGUCAAGUAUGUUAAUAGCUAAUAAACAACCAACUAUUUUGAUAAUUCACUGCGGUGGUAAUAAUAUUGGGGACCCUCAAAAUACCCUAAAAGGUAUUCAAAAAUUCAUGAAACUAACUUUAUCUCAAAAAGCAGACCUCUUGCCAAACACUCUCAUUGUAUGGUCACAUAUAUUACCUAGAAGUAAUUGGAGGCAGUCUUUAUCAACCAUUGAAGGUGAAAACUCUAGGCGUAGAAUAAAUAGUGCCAUUGCAACAUUUGUUUUGAAAAAGCUUAAUGGUGCAUCUAUCAAAUAUCCAGAUAUCAAGAUAACUCAAAAGAGAUUAUUUAGAUUAGAUGGUGUGCAUUUGUCGGAUCUGGGUAACAAUAUAUACAUAAAUUCCCUGAAAAAUGCUAUUGUGCAGUUUGUGACAUCUUCCUCUCGCACCAAUCCUUAAAAUAUACUAGCUGAUAUAUCUCUGGCAAGUCA
This is a messenger RNA of Magallana angulata, 1319 nucleotides long. RefSeq lists its product as uncharacterized. Bases 250 to 1287 code for a protein of 345 amino acids. NCBI's taxonomy places the organism in Eukaryota, Metazoa, Mollusca, Bivalvia, Ostreida, Ostreidae. The transcript is spliced from 3 exons. The record is from RefSeq and is a predicted model, not a curated record.